CCAGGUUCAAAAUCACUGCAACAUUUCAGCCUCGCCCCUUCACCAUUGCUGAAGUAACAGAAAACAGCAUCAGGGUCACCUGGAAAGAAGCAGGUGGCAAUAAAGACGGCUACAUUAUCAGCAUCAGUCCUGACACUGGUGUCACCAACUCCACCGAAAGUGUAAAGACCGGAGACCCACUGGAACACACCUUCACUGGUCUGACAGCAGGAACUGAGUACACCAUCAGUGUUGUAACUGUCAAUGACGGUGCACAUAGUACGGCAAGGACAGAAACGCAAAGAACAAUUGUAGCCCAGCCUGGCGCCGUAAACAUUGCUGAGGUGACAGAAAACAGCAUUGGAAUCACCUGGACUGAAGCGGCUGGCAAAACGGACAACUACAGGAUCAGCAUCUCUAAUACUGAUGGUGUCACCGCUCAUAGUGCAAUUGUGAAUGCUAAAUGCACACUAGAACACACCUUCACUGGUCUGACUGCAGGAACUGAGUACAUCAUCAGUGUUGUAACUGUCAGUGCCGGGGAGAACAGUAUGGCGAGGAUAAAGACACAGAGGACAAGAUCUGGAAAAUGGCCUAUGGUGCUGCUGCUCAAUGAUGAGUAUGGGACCAGAAAGGGUGGUAUAUCCACAGUCAACCGCCAGAUUGGGUGCUUUCUGGCUUCAAAAGGAGCAACAGUCCUUUGCACAGUCCUGAAUGCCACACAACAAGACAAGCACGACGCGGCUGCUGAUGGAAUUCGGCUGGUUUUCCCAACAACGUUUGAGCGUGAUCCAAGAAAGGCAGAGCUCUAUUGGCUGACCUUUGAUCACCAGACCCGAUAUCCAGACCUUCCCUCACACGUAGACUUCAUCGUGGGCCACGUACACAUCACGAGCCAUGCAGCAAGACGGAUCAAGGAACGCUUUCCUGACGCCAAGCUUGUCCAGGUCACCCACGUGAUGCCAGAGGACACCAGUCAGUACAAGGGUGACGAGAGCGUGUUGAGCAUCGGAAAGGAGAGUCGCAACAUUCUGGAUGACCUACGACAUACUGAUGUUAUGUUCUCGGUCGGUCCAUUGAUAUAUGACUACUACAGGCAUCAGACGAAUCAGCUAACACUACAACAUCACGAACUCUUGCCAAAGCCGUCUGACAUCUUCAUCGAUAUGAAACUGAAGCCACCCGUUGACACGGAAACGAAAGUAGUGCUGUCCAUCGGCAGGGUCAAGGGCGUGGAGAAGCUGAAAGGGGUUGAUCUAGCUGCAAAUACCAUGGGCCAUGUAAUCAAAGCCCUACCCCACACGAAGUGGCGGCUUCGCGGCAUCAGACGUGACGAUUUUCAAGCAAGCAGAAGCAUCAUCGAAGCAAACACGGGUAGAUUCCAGUUCGUACCCUUCACUCCCCUUGAGUACGCUACACAGGAGGAGCUGUGCGAGGACAUGGAAAAGGCCGAUGUCGUCCUGAUGCCGUCUCGUGCAGAGCCAUUCGGACUGGUUGGUCUGGAGGCCAUUGCCGCAGGUGUGCCAGUCGUGGUUUCCAACAAAUCUGGUCUUGCAAAGUUCCUGACGAAACAAGAUCCCGAGUUUGACCGCACGAUCGUAGAGAUCGAUGAUGACGACGAUGAAGCCGCGAAAACACUGUCUAAGCGCGUCAUCAAGAUCCUGACGGAUGGGCCCAGAGAGUUUAGGGCCGCACAAAGUUUGAAGAAGAAGCUUCUGGACUCAGAGUACUGGGCUGCAUCACACAGGAAGUUCCUCCAAACAUUUGGCCUAGAGGGCUGAGCUUUUAACCACAGAGUUUUAAGUUUCACCUAUUGACAAUUGACAGUUCCACUCAAUCUGGAUUCAUGUUACUGGCCUCAAAACCCACAAAUGUACUCGUCUCCGGGUCAGACUUCAUGUUAGAUAUAUGAGUGAACAGGUGUAUGCCUAUUCCAUAAGCCAUCAAUUUUAUUAUGGCUGUGCGAUUUAUGCAGACCAAUGGGUAUCUGAAUAAAGUAUCAAAUGUUCAUAUCAACCUGGUGAAAUGACUCAGAUUGCAGUACUCUACAAAUGCUCAUUCGGAACUGCUGUAAACAUAAUGAGAACAAUCAACAUUCCAUAUGAGAUUGUACACACUAUAGCUACAAGCUCUGCCCUUUACUUGUGGUAUUGCUAUGCAACAAUAGAUUCCAUACUACUAAUGUAUAUUAGGAUUUGAUACUACAGAUUUUCCAGUUAGUUAAGUUGACAUGCUUUAGAUGCUUUGAAUUUGAUUCUAUUGUACAUUGAAUUUUAUAUACAGUAUUCUAGUAAGUGUAUGUUUUAAUGUCUGAAGAUGACGCUGACGCUCCAGUUUGGAUGAUGAUUGUGUUUUAGAGUUGUCUUUAAAAUUGAACGUCAUAUUAUUGCAGAUGUACAUUCAUUCAGGUUUGAAUUUGUUUUUUUUCUGUAAAAAAGAAGGCGUUUAGAACCAAUUAUAGAUUACAGAGACAUGUUAGUGAAUAAGCAACUUAAAAAUUAAGGUUUGAAAUAGAUAUGAGAAAGCUGAAUGAUAUCGCUAAAUGAAGAAUAAAAUGGAACACAAAAAAGUGCA
Messenger RNA from Branchiostoma belcheri (Belcher's lancelet), 2553 nucleotides. RefSeq lists its product as uncharacterized. NCBI's taxonomy places the organism in Eukaryota, Metazoa, Chordata, Leptocardii, Amphioxiformes, Branchiostomatidae. The record is from RefSeq and is a predicted model, not a curated record. Gene Ontology annotation, cellular component: cytoplasm. The coding region runs from base 531 to 1760 and encodes 409 amino acids. Gene Ontology annotation, biological process: proteolysis; apoptotic process. The transcript is spliced from 4 exons.